Serinus canaria (Common canary) is the source of this 4297-nucleotide messenger RNA. It is a transcript of the gene DCP1A, whose product is annotated as decapping mRNA 1A. Lineage: Eukaryota; Metazoa; Chordata; Aves; Passeriformes; Fringillidae. Bases 212 to 1972 code for a protein of 586 amino acids. Gene Ontology annotation, biological process: positive regulation of catalytic activity; deadenylation-independent decapping of nuclear-transcribed mRNA; deadenylation-dependent decapping of nuclear-transcribed mRNA. The record is from RefSeq and is a predicted model, not a curated record. The transcript is spliced from 10 exons. Gene Ontology annotation, cellular component: P-body. Gene Ontology annotation, molecular function: mRNA binding; enzyme activator activity.
CCCGGGAAGGGGCCGCGGGUCCCGAGCUGAGAAGAGGGGCCCGGGAAGGGCCCGGCGGGAGCGGGAAGGGCCCGGCGGGGCGUGGCGUGGGCCCUGGCCGGUGGCGGAACUGCAGGCGCGGGCCGGGCGCUCCGGCCGGCGGCGGGGCCGGGCGCGCCGCUGCACCGGCGCGGCUGUUGCCGUUCCGCGGGCGGGGCUGCCCCUAUCCAAGAUGGAGGCGGCGGGCAGAGCAGGGCAGGAGAUGAGCCUGGCGGCCCUGCGGCGGCACGACCCCUUCAUCACCGGCAUCGCCGACGUGACCGGCCAGGUCGCGCUCUACAGCUUCAGCCCCAAGGACAACGAGUGGGAGAAAACCGACAUAGAAGGGACCUUAUUUGUGUAUAAAAGGUCAGCUUCUCCUUAUCAUGGUUUUACGAUAGUGAAUCGACUGAAUAUGCACAAUCUGGUUGAGCCAGUAAAUAAAGAUUUGGAGUUUCAGCUCCAUGAACCUUUUCUGCUCUACAGAAAUGCCAGCUUGUCAAUUUACAGUAUUUGGUUUUAUGACAAGAAUGACUGUCAUCGAAUAGCAAAACUCAUGGCUAAAGUUGUUGAACAAGAAGCUCAGAGGUCGCAGCAAAUUGCUCAGGACAGAAAAAGUCCCAGCAGAACCAAUGGCUGCAAUGACAGGCCCAUUGACAUCCUAGAGAUGCUUAGUAAAGCCAAGGAUGAAUAUGAACGAAAUCAGAUUAGUGACCUAAGUAUUAUAUCAAGUUCUGGAAUGCAACAGAAUUCAAAUCCUCCAAAGCCAGAAAGCACAGAGCCUUCAGAACAGAAGCCUUCAUUACAAGUGCAAGAGCAGCCAUUUCAGUCAAGGCAGAAGCAUCUGACUUUGGAGGAACUGUUUGGAACCUCUCUCCAAAAGGAACAGCCUGCAGCUCCAUAUCCCAAUCCAGAGAGAAUGGAGAAGUUGCAGACAGAUGCAUCUGCCAGAGAGCAGCACAGUUUGCUUUUGCCUUUUUCCUUUGACCAGUCACCAGUAAUGCAACAAUCCCUGGGGAAAUGUGAAAGUCCAAGCAUUAAACCCAGUACCAGCCAGCAGGACUGUUUGACACCUAUGAUAAUACCUCCAGCUUCAGUUUCCCAGCCUGAGCUAAAAAACGUUCCAAGCUAUUCAGUUCGUUUAAGCCCUGUUCUUAAUUCAGCCUCAACAAUGGAAGCUGCCCCUGCUCAGAUGCUUCCUGGCCUCAAACAAAGCAACAGUAUAAUGCAAGUUAUGCAGCAAGCUGCCAAGCCCAUAUCCCCACUGGUGAAUCAGCUUACUGAUACAAAGCCAUCUGAAGUGAACCACGCUCCACAGAAUCUAAUGGCUGGCCAAGGCCAGCUCAUAGCACCCUUGACUACAGCAAACACAGGGACUGUCUCAAAUGCAUCUCAUACAAGUGUUGAUCUUCUCCAGAAACUCAGGUUGACCCCACAGCAUGACCAAACACAGCAGCAGUCUCUCACUAAGAGUCCCUUAACACCAAACAUCUCUGCCUCGGUUGGCCAACUUGCAACACCAGAAAGCUUCAAAGAAUCUCACAGUAAGCCAUCAGCCUUGAACAGCAAGAUAAUCUCUCCCCUUCAGACUGUACAACAAAACAAGGAAUCAGAAGUAUUUCCACAGCCGAAAACUUUGUCUAAAGCAAGUCAAGUUGCACCUCCACAGUUUGUUACAGCCCCAACGACAGUAACACCUUCAGUGCUCUUGUCUCCAAGUGUGUUUCAGCAGUCAGCUACAAAAGCUACUGAAGUGGAGAAUAAAGCCAGUUCUUCUUCGCCUUUAACACUUGGAACAACAGAAAUUCAGACUACACCUCCUACUGUUCUCAGUAGGUCUCAGCUUCAAGAAGCACUGAUACAUCUAAUAAAGAACGAUUCCCGUUUUCUCAGCACUAUCCAUGAAGUCUACUUGCAAGUCCUCACCAAGAGUACAGACAACAUUAAGCUAUAAUUGAAGCUGAAUCCACUUAAAAUAUGUUCAUUUUAGAAACAAUUAUGCCUCAUCUAUAAAACUAAUAUUUUUGUAAAAGAAUAUUUAGUUUUCAAUGUCUUGAAUUUGAACCUGUUAGGAAAUAUUAUUCCUUAAAUACUUAUGAAAGUAAUGUUCUCAGAAUGAUCUAGGUUUUCACUGUGAUCAUCACCAGCAAACCUUUUUUUUAUUGGGGAGGGGACUUAAGUUGCAUUUGAGCUCUCAUUAGCAUUAAGUGAAUGUGCAAAUGUUUGCUCUGGCUCUCAUUCCUGGCUGUAUUCAUUGUUCAAGGAUUACAGACUCAAAACUAUUUCAACCAGCAAAUGCACAGUAUAAUAAAUACACUACAGCACAGCAGAACCAAAUUCAGUUGUGAGAACCUCGUUCCAGUUUGAAGGACUAAGGAAAAUGAGAGCAAAAUGCCUUGAGAUUAAGCUGGUAGGUGUGUGGAGGGAAAGGGUCUGGAAGCCAGGCCAUUGGAGCUAAAUCUUUAACAAAAGGUCUGAAAAUGUGAUUAACUAAAUACAUUGGCAAUCUCUAGCUAAUGCAUGUAAAUUCAUCCUUUCAACAUUUCAUUAAUCCUAUUUGUUUCUGUGUUACUGAUAUAAAACACCCAAGUGGGUAAGGCCAUUUUCUCUAAAGAGGCAAAAUUUGAAAUAUGCAAAAUCCUCAGUGAUUGUACUUUUUUUUAAACAACAAAGGAGUUGCAUGUUGAAGUUCUCAUUUUAAAUUUAUAGUUAGGAGACCACCACUGGAAGGCUCUCUUCCUGUUCAGCAGUGUUUGAUAAAAUUUAAACAUUUUGUUUCUUUUUAGAUUAAGGAUGGACCACACUGUAGUUGGCUUUCACUCCUCAGUGUUGGAACUGCAGUGUUGAAAACUAUGCAGAUGGGAAACAAAUGCAUGCUUUUCUUCUGUUGCCCUCUCCCCAAAUAAUUAGUGUACACUUCAUAGUCUGAAGUUAAUCUAAUUAAAAUGUUACUGCUUUGUAUAUGUAAUUUAGUAAGUCACUAUUCUCUUAGAAUUUAACUGGGUACUUUUCCCAAAUCAGAAAAAUUUUAAUUAUACUUUCUUAUGCUGCUGUGUUGGUUUACCCAUGGGUUGUAUUUAUUUAUUAAAAGGCAUGCAAAGGUAAUCUGAGUUCAGGUCCCAACAUUUUCCAGCAAUAGUAGUUUAGUUUUUCAGUAGAAAAGUGUUGGGUUAUUGAGUAAAAAGAUAAUCUGUAGUGAGUUGUGAUGCACUGCUUCAUUCUUUUCCCUCAAGCACUAUUGAAAUAUGAAGAAAAAUAUUAUUUGGCUCCUUACAACAUAUAUGUAAGUAUAGAUCUCCUAAGGAUUACUUAAUGUUGACAUAGUCAAGGUGCAUGGCCAUUUCAUUGGAAACUAAUAAUUGAGCUUUAAUUGUGACUUGUUCACAAAUCAGGAUGUUUUAGAUACAACGAAUAUUUACAUACAUUCAAAUAUUUUUUUGUAUUUGAACUAUUUUAGGUUUUUUUCUUAGCUUUAUAGUGGAAAAUAUAUUUUGUUUAGCACUACCUGCAUUCUGAAAAGCUCUUCUCAGCCUUUGAUUUCAGUGUUUCCAAUUAAAAUAUAUAGUAUAUUGUUAGAAAAAUGUUCAAGAUUCAGGGAAAGAUGCUAAUGUGCAUUCAUCAAGAAAUAUAUUGGAUUUAAUGGUAGCAUUUAAAUUCAGCAAUACAAACUAAGACUUCUUAAGGAAGAUAGGAACUUGUUCCAUAAAUUCUGGAGUUACAAUACUGUGUAUGCACAUCAACAAUGAGAUUCAAGUUAGAUUCAAAGUCUAAACUGAUUUUAUGUUGGGCUUUUUAGGAAAAGUUUCACUGAAAGGGACAAACCAGGAAGCAGUUCCUCUGAACAAAAAUGGACAGUCCAAGCCAAAUAGAGGGUUGCUCUUACCUAGAUUUAGCACAGAUGGAGUCUGUAACUUCUCACUUCUCGUGGACAACUUCUGGUUUCUUAAUGAAAGAUUUGAUAAAGGUUUGGAAGAACAGAAAUGUUGGAAGUUGAUAGUGCAUGUUGGUACUGUUUGCUAAAUACAGUCAUAUCCAAAGAUCUGUAGAAAUGAUAGGAAGGAGUUGUAUUUUGAGUUCUUCAGCCAUAGACAAAAGUAAUAAUACUUUCAAUAUCCUUAACUUGUGAGGGUUGCUGUGCAGCUGGAAACAAGCAGUUGGCAGAUCCUUACUUCACUUUGGUUUUGUAGUGUCCUUGUUAGCAGCAGAUUGAUGGUUUACUUCCCUGCCCAAACUUUCCAAAUGAACUGGCAGAGAACCAGAGUUGGAAUUGUAGUGUCCA